CAUAAUAAAAUAAACGUUGCAGAACCAAAUACGCUAGGCCGGUGUUAUUUAUGUACCCACUAAGUGUUCUAAUUGCAAAAACAUCGAGCUUUUAUCAAAACAUUUAAUCAAAAAGUACAUAGAGGUCGCACACGAGAUACAGGAAUUGCAUCUGUACUUGCAUGUUGCAUAGGCCUUAGCCACAUACACAAGAUUGAAGAGUUAGCCCUGCGUAAACAAAACACUGUUGACAUUUCAGCAACUGGCUGAAAUAUGAAUGAAUCUGGAGCAAAAGCCAAGCUCGAAGCAGAAAGCCGACUUCUUCCUCGAGUCUCAUCGUUGAAUAGGGGAGACAUGGCAAAGCAGUCGUUUGACGUCGAAGUGGAACCUCAGACGAGCGGUGCCCUCAAGCGCAAACUGUUCAAAUGGCGGCGAUAUCUUAUUUUGAUUUUGACUCCUCUUGUGCUGCUCCCUCUGCCACUGACGCUUCCAAGCACGGAAUCCCGAUGUGCCUACUGCAUUCUGAUCAUGGCAGUGUACUGGGUGACUGAGGUGGUGUCGCUCGCGGUGACUGCCCUCCUACCCCUCGUCUUAUUCCCCAUGCUGGGCGUGGUCGGGUCCAAGCAGAUCAGCCCUCCCUACUUCCAGGACACCAACGUGCUGUUUAUGGGUGGGUUGAUCGUGGCGGUGGCCAUAGAGCACUGGAUGUUGCACAAGAGGAUUGCGCUCAGGGUCUUACUACUGGUCGGGUCUCAACCGAGAAGGUUGAUGUUAGGCUUCAUGCUCGUGACGGCUUUCCUCUCUAUGUGGAUCAGCAACACAGCUACCACCGCCAUGAUGGUGCCGAUAGCUGAGGCUGUGCUCUCAGAACUCAAGAAAGAAGAGAUCAAACAAAAACUUGAAUCAGAGAGUAAUAGUGACACUGUGAAUCAAAAUGAAGGCUUCUCCGACGGCCCAGUGAACAACGGGGAAGAGGAUACAAAAAACGAUGACAUUGGAGUGACUUUGGAACUUGGCAUCGUUAAGCAGGCGGAAGAGAUAGUGACAGCCGAAGACAAAAAUCAGAUCGAAAAAUCCCAAAGCGUCGACCUUCUUGAUGACGAGACCCAGACUGAGAUCGACCGUCGGUUCAUGCGGAUGAGUAAGAUGUUACUACUAAGCAUCGCGUACGCUGCCAAUAUAGGCGGUACGGCGACCCUUACGGGGACCGCGCCUAACCUGGUGCUCAGCGGCCAAGUAAUAAAGUUGUACCCCAAGAGCCCUGGAAUCGGGUUUGCUGAUUGGUUCUUUUUCGCCUUCCCGGAGAUGCUCAUUCUAUUGUUCGUAGCGUGGUGCUGGCUUCAGGUCCUGUUUCUUGGAAUAAGAUGUGGUUGCUGUAAAAAGUCGCAUCGAAGCGACAAGGAGCAAGACAAGGCCGUAAGAGUUGUUCUGCUGAACCAAUACAAGGCUCUUGGUCCAAUGAGUUUCGCUGAGAUCGCCGUGCUGGUUCACUUUAUCAUGCUGGCACUUUUGUGGCUCUUCCGUGACCCAAAGUUCAUGAAAGGCUGGUCCGUGAUAUUCCCCGAAGGGUACGUAAAAGAUGGUACGGUCGCCAUGGUAGUAGCAUUCUCGUUAUUCGUCUUCCCGUCAAAAAAGCCAGAAAUUCUUUGUUGGAAUCCUGAAGGAAAAGUCACCAAGCCGCCAGAAGCGCUACUCACAUGGAAAACUGUGGCACACAAACUUCCCUGGAACAUCAUCAUUUUGCUGGGGAGUGGCUUCGCCCUGGCUGAAGCCUGCAAGGUGUCUGGCUUGUCAGAGUGGCUUGGUCUUCAGUUGGUUGGACUUAACACCAUCCCUAGUUAUGGCAUUGUAGCUAUCGUCUGCAUCCUAAUCACCACCUUUACAGAAGUCACGUCCAACACUGCCACGGCUACCAUCUUUCUGCCAAUCCUGGCUUCUCUGGGUGAGAAUAUCAAUGUUCAUCCAUGGUACCUUAUGAUACCUGCCACAGUGUCUUGCUCAUUCGCCUUCAUGCUGCCAGUAGCCACUCCACCAAAUGCCAUUGUAUUCGCUGGUGGAGAACUGCGCGUGUCAGACAUGGCAAAGGCUGGAAUUGGAAUGAAUAUUUUGGGUGUGGCCAUACUGCUUCUGUGUGUUCAUACUUAUGGGAUGACGAUGUUUGGCUUGGACACGUUCCCCUCAUGGGUGGAGCCCAGAGCAGGCACUAACACUACUCUUGUUUGUAAAAAUGUGACCAUCUAGUCUCAGCCCAUAGACCACUUGGAAACAUAUGAUUUGAUUUGUAUCUUACAUUCUAAUGCUUUCGAUUGGACCCCUGAUAUUCUCUGAGUCUCAGUGUCUAUAUUCAACUCAGAAAUAUGUGCAUUGGCAUUAUGGGAUUACAGGUUAUUUCCAAUUUUUAAUUUGUUUAAUUUGCACCUUAAAAUCAUCAAUCAUGCUUGACUUUGACCAGUGCAGAACCCCAUAACAAGAAGCAAAAAAAAAAAAAGAUAGUUUGAACUCUGCACUCAAAGUUGUCUAG
This is a messenger RNA of Nematostella vectensis (starlet sea anemone), 2500 nucleotides long. Its product is annotated as solute carrier family 13 member 2. Gene Ontology annotation, biological process: monoatomic anion transmembrane transport. The transcript has 15 exons. Gene Ontology annotation, cellular component: membrane. The record is from RefSeq and is a predicted model, not a curated record. NCBI's taxonomy places the organism in Eukaryota, Metazoa, Cnidaria, Anthozoa, Actiniaria, Edwardsiidae. Gene Ontology annotation, molecular function: transmembrane transporter activity. Bases 253 to 2220 code for a protein of 655 amino acids.